This is a messenger RNA of Raphanus sativus (radish), 896 nucleotides long. Its product is annotated as polyadenylation factor subunit 2-like. The record is from RefSeq and is a predicted model, not a curated record. Lineage: Eukaryota; Viridiplantae; Streptophyta; Magnoliopsida; Brassicales; Brassicaceae. Bases 173 to 724 code for a protein of 183 amino acids. The transcript has 3 exons.
GUACAAUAAACAAUUUCGGAAUGUUGAAUAUUAUUAACGACGCAUUUUCAGGCAAGACACAGAUAUAAAGAAAUAUUAUUACCUUAACCUGCCUUAAAUAAAGAAGAACGAACUGUAUAUAAAAAAAAACGCUAUAGAUUUGGUUUGAUCGUUAGCAUUCAGGAAAAAAAAAAUGUUCACAGCUCCUCCUCCAAUGGAUUUCUCUGUCGACAUGAGCUGUGAGAUAAAAGUGAACAAAACCUGCGAGCUUUGCCAUCGAAAAGUGACUGAAGUUAUGCAGUCUCUCACCGGAUAUUACUCUGUGACUUAUCUUGACGCAAACAACACAAUUAAGCUCAAGGCCAGAGCUAACCCUAAUGUGAUUAUGUGGCUCAAUCACAAGUACGGCAAUCACGGCAAAUUCGCCAGCUUCCAUAUGGACGGCGAACCGGUCACCCCUCAACCUGGUGGCGGUUAUUACGGUCCUUCAGGCUAUAAUAACCUUCCUUCCAACGCCCCCGUUUAUUAUCCAUAUCCUUCUCAGCCGCCUCAGUUUCUAGGCGGGAACUAUGGUUACCCUAUGCCGAAUCCUCCACCACCACCACCACCACAGAAGGAGGCUCCACAGGGGAUUUAUAAGCAGCAUACAGCGCCGCCGUCUUAUGCUAUGCAGCCGCCACCGCCGAUGCCUUUGUCUAGUUACUCUUACAUUGAACCUCCUUACUGGCCGACGAGUCGGAGGUAAGUGAUUAUGCGAUGCGUGACGAACAAGGAACCUUUUUAUUUGUCUCAAAAGACGCGUUUUGGUUUAUUAUAUUCUUGAUCAUCGCUGUUUUUUUAAUGCGAUUGCGUUAUAGACGCGAAUUCUGAUUUUGUUUACUUUUGUUUGACCAACAGUUAUAAAAGACAAAUUAAUU